This is a messenger RNA of Archocentrus centrarchus (flier cichlid), 1979 nucleotides long. RefSeq names its product CD209 antigen-like protein A. The record is from RefSeq and is a predicted model, not a curated record. NCBI's taxonomy places the organism in Eukaryota, Metazoa, Chordata, Actinopteri, Cichliformes, Cichlidae. The transcript has 6 exons. Bases 95 to 679 code for a protein of 194 amino acids.
GGGAUAAAGAGCAAACAGUUUGUGGAUUAGUUCAGAAUUUCAUUGUGUGAGGAUACUUCUUGUCUUAUCCUGAUAAAAUAAAGCAGAGCCUGAGAUGGACUAUGUAAAUGUACCUGAUACACCAGCCAGGAAAGGAAAACUGUGCAGACUGGUCGUUGUGAGCCUUGGACUUCUGUGUAUUCUUCAGGUUAUUCUCAGCAUUUCCCUGCGACUAGCACUUUACUCUAAGACCGCUAAAAAUUUGACUGAAGAAGAAAACUCACUGAAGAGGAAGUUGAAUGUCUUUGAUCUCUAUACCCAACAAGGAUGGGUGUAUUUCGGUGGCAGUUUUUAUUACAUUUCCCCUUUUAAAAAAUCUUGGAGUGACAGCAGAGAGGACUGCCUGCAAAGAGGUGCAGACCUGGUGAUUAUCAGCAGCAGAGAAGAACAGAACUUCAUCAGACAGUUCAGAGGGUACAUAUGGAUCGGACUGACUGACACAGAGGAAGAGGGGACGUGGAAGUGGGUGGAUGGGACUGUGCUGAACAAAAGAUUCUGGGAAACUGGGGAACCCAACACCUUUGGAGGCACAGAUGAAGACUGUGGAGAAGUUAAACCCAGAGAAGAGGAAAACAACUGGAAUGACACACACUGUGAAAAUGAAAACUAUUGGAUCUGUGAGAAGAUAGUGGACCUGUAAUUAACUAUCAAAGUGGCAGGGAAAGUGUCUCAUCAUACGCACGUGUUAUCAUAUUUUGUCUUGAUAGACCUUUCUAAUCAGUUAUGAGCCAUUUAUGGGAAAACCUUUGUCUUGCCAGGUUGUGGAAAAAGCUUCUUCAGAUUGAUAUUUUGUGUCUUUUGCAUCAGCUCUUUAAUUCCUUUGGGAGAGACCUCUAAAGGUACGUCUGACAUUUGAGGGAAAAAAGGUGGUGCUGAAUGUCUCGUUGAAAAUCCCUUUUUUUUUUUUAAAAUCACUGUUUAACAUAAUGUCUAUGUUUUUAUGAUAUCCUUACUAACACACAGAGUUUCACUAACUGUUGAUAUGCAACCAUUAAAACAGUUCAAAUGUAGGGAACACCAAUACGAUAAAUGAGACUUUCUGUUAUAUGUGAAGUUAAUAAGUUAAAUAUUUUGGUCUUGAUAUUUUUGCUUUAACAGGGCAAACUGUUGCAAACUAUUAAAGAAUACUUCUAUAUUGCUGUUUGAUAAUAAUGCAGCCUUAAAUGUUAAUAGGCCAUCUUUCACAUUAUACUUCUAAGUCCUGUUAUCAUCUUACUAUAAAUACAAAAUAAAGGUUUAUGUAGCUGUGUACAAUAGUAAGCAGCCAUGGUUUGCAAGCAUUAAGAAACUGAUUAAGAAACUGUAACAUUUUUUUUUCUUUUUAUCUGUGUAUUUUGAUUGCUUCACCAGCUAGUUUGAACCUUUGAAAAAAAAAAAUUGCAUUAAUACAGAUAACUUUAUCUGAAUGCUUCACGUUCACGUUCACGUUCAAGAUUUUAAUACUGUGACACAAUCUGGCAAAAGGAGUCACAGGGGCAAAUUCUUAGCCUAAUAACAUAUGAAUCAGUGCCCAUUUCCGGGUUCACGGGAUGUUCUUAGCAACAAGGCAUAGCUGGCUCUUACGCGCUACCAGUGAUGUCAUUAGUAAAAUUACUUUGCAUAUUAAAUAUGCAAAGUAACACUUCACAUAUUUGCAUAUGUUGCAAUUUCAAGGUUAUUUAUUGGUGUUUGUGAAUUCUAACAUUACAGAUGUUCAUUAAUAUUAUAUUGCAUUAAGCUGCACAGCCUUUGCCUCUAUGUUGACAGUACAGUCUUAAAACCUGAGAUAUAACACAGUUCCUGUUCCUGUGCAGAUGCUGAAAUGAUUAAAACUCUGAAACACACAUUUACGGGUGAUAUGGGUGGUUUACGACAGCUCUGUAAAGUUUUUACACAGAUAUCAUGCACAAGUUCCUAAAUAACCUUUUUAAUCAACGCCUCUGCUGUUUAUUCUUGAGAUA